Brachypodium distachyon (stiff brome) is the source of this 3555-nucleotide messenger RNA. RefSeq names its product pre-mRNA-splicing factor ATP-dependent RNA helicase DEAH1-like. The record is from RefSeq and is a predicted model, not a curated record. Bases 123 to 3266 code for a protein of 1047 amino acids. The transcript has a single exon. Gene Ontology annotation, molecular function: RNA binding; ATP binding. Lineage: Eukaryota; Viridiplantae; Streptophyta; Magnoliopsida; Poales; Poaceae. Gene Ontology annotation, cellular component: intracellular anatomical structure; catalytic step 2 spliceosome.
AGUCGGUUAGCGUAGCGGUAGCAGAGUCCAGACCGACCUACUACUCCCGCGUCCCCUUUGUGGCUGGCGGCGGCGGGGUGAAGCACCACCGACGCGGCUCGUGUCCGCCGUCCGGCCAGGCCAUGGCGAGCGAGGCCCAGCUCAAGACGCGGGUCUCCGAUCGGCUGAUGGCGCUGCUGGGCUGCUCAACGGGCACGGCGGUGCAGGUCGUGAUCCGCCUCGCACGGGAAAGCGCCUCGGCGACCGUCCUCGCGUCGCGGCUCGUCGAUCUCGUCGGGUUCCCCUCCUCCGCCGACACCGUCGCGUUCGCGGAGGACGUGUGCGGAAUGAUUCCGCGCAACGCCGCCGCCGGAGGAGUCGGGGCCAGCGAAUACCAGAAGCAGAUUCAGGAGGCGACGGCGCUGGCCAAAAACCAGAGCACCUUCAAGCUGCCCGACGACGACGACGACGACCAUGAAGAUGCAAUCGUCACCGCGCCGUCCUCUAACACCGGAAAAAAACGUUUCAGGAGGAAGGCCGGGAACCAAGGGGGUGAGGAGGAUGACGAGACAACGCACGAUUUGGGGCGGAAAGUGCGAGCGCGGCCUGAUCCGGAGGAAUGUGGUGGUGGUGGUUCUGAUGGGGAAGAGGAGAUGGUUCGGGAUCAGAUCGAGAGGGCUAAUCUCGAACGGCACAUCCGGGAACGCGACGCAGCGAGCACUAGGAAAUUGAUGGAUCGGAAGCCAACCAAAGGGGAACAGGACGAACUCGCCCGCCGAUCCGAAGCAAUGGCAAGGGACGACACCUCGGAGCUCAGGAGGUUCUCGCGGCACGCGUACCUGCAGAAGCGUAAGGAGAAGAAGCUCGACGAGGCACUGGACGAGAUCAUCGACCACGAGUACAUCUUCCAGGGCGUCAAGCUGACGGACUCCGAGGAGAGAGAUUUCAGGCGGAAGAAGGAAAUUUACAAGCUCGUCACCGAUCGCGUCGGGAAGGACGAGGAUGCCGGCGACUGCUACAGGAUGCCCGAGGCCUACGACGCUGUCGCAAAUGUCGAUCAGGAGAAGCGGUGGGCCGCGGCGAGGCGGCGGUACGAAGACCCUGCAGAGGCGAGAGAGGGCAAGAGGAGCAGCUUGUCAGAGCAGGAGGCCUGGGAAGAGCAGCAGAUCAGGAAAUCCCGGCUACAGUUCGGAUCAAGCGAUCAUGGACAGCGGGACGACGGCUACGAGCUCGUCCUGGACGACAGGGUUGACUUCGUCAAAUCGACGGCGCUGUCGCCGGACGACGAGAUGGAAGAAUUGGCCGAGGCCAUUGAUGCAAAGGUGACAUUGCAGAGGGAGCUCCAAGACGAGAGGAAGAAUUUGCCCGUGUACAAGCUCAAGGAUGAUCUUCUCAAAGCCAUCGAAGAGCACCAGGUGCUGAUCAUAGUCGGAGAGACCGGGUCCGGCAAGACCACGCAGAUUCCUCAGUACCUCCACGAGGCCGGGUACACGGCGCAGGGGAAGAAGAUCGCGUGCACGCAGCCGCGGCGCGUGGCGGCCAUGAGCGUGGCGGCGAGGGUGGCGCAGGAGAUGGGCGUGAAGCUCGGGCACGAGGUCGGCUACUCCAUCAGGUUCGAGGACUGCACCUCGGACAAGACGGUGGUCAAGUACAUGACCGACGGGAUGCUCCUGCGGGAGUUCCUCGGCGAGCCGGACCUGGCGAGCUACAGCGUGGUGAUCGUGGACGAGGCGCACGAGCGCACGCUGUCCACGGACAUCCUCUUCGGCCUCGUCAAGGACAUCGCGCGCUUCCGGCCGGACAUGAAGCUGCUCAUCUCCAGCGCCACGCUCAACGCCAGCAAGUUCAGCGACUUCUUCGACCUGGCCCCGAUCUUCAAGAUCCCCGGGAGGCGGUACAAAGUAGACGUCCACUACACAAAGGCGCCGGAGGCGGACUACGUGGACGCGGCCGUCGUCACGGUCCUGCAGCUGCACGUCAGGCAGCCCGCCGGCGACAUCCUGCUGUUCCUCACGGGGCAGGAGGAGAUAGAGACGGUGGAAGAGAUCCUGAAACAGAGGAUGAAGGCUCUUGGCAGUAAAAUGGCGGAACUGGUGAUAUGCCCGAUCUACGCGAACCUGCCGACGGAGCUCCAGGCCAAGAUUUUCCUGCCGGCGCCGGCGGGCGCGCGCAAGGUGGUCCUGGCCACCAACAUCGCCGAGACGUCGCUGACCAUCGAUGGGAUCAAGUACGUGGUCGACCCUGGGUUCUGCAAGGUCAAGUCGUACAACCCGCGCACGGGCAUGGAGUCGCUGCUGGUGGCGCCCAUCUCCAAGGCGUCGGCGGACCAGCGCGCCGGCCGUUCGGGCCGCACCGGCCCGGGCAAGUGCUUCCGCCUCUUCACGGAGUACAACUUCAGGAACGACCUGGAGGACGACACAGUCCCGGAGAUCCAGAGGAGCAACCUGGCAAACGUCGUGCUCAGGCUCAAGGCGCUGGGCAUCAACGACCUGGUGAGCUUCGACUUCAUGGACCCUCCAGCGUCGGAGUCGCUGCUCAAGGCCCUGGAGGAGCUCUACGCGCUCGGCGCGCUCAACGGCCGCGGCGAGCUCACCAAGACCGGGAGGAGGAUGGCGGAAUUCCCCUUGGACCCCAUGCUCUCUAAGGCCAUCGUCGCGUCGGAGAAGUACAGGUGCUCCGAGGAGGUGAUCACCAUUGCGGCCAUGCUAUCGGCCGGGCCCGGGAGCGCUGUCUUCUACCGGCCCAAGGACAAGCAGGUGCACGCCGACGCCGCGCGGCAGGCAUUCCACGCCGGCGACGUUGGCGACCACGUGGCGCUGCUCAACGUGUACAACGCGUGGAAGGAGUCGGGAUACUCGCCGCAGUGGUGCCGCGAGAGCUUCGUGCAGUCGCGCACCAUGAAGCGCGCGCGGGACGUGCGAGACCAGCUGGAGGCGCUGCUCGAGCGGGUGGAGAUCGAGCCCUGCUCCGGCGCCGGCGACCCCAACGCGAUCAGGAAGGCGAUUACGGCGGGGUACUUCCGCAACGCGGCGCGGCUGCAAAAGGACGGGUCUUAUCGUGCCGUUAAGAGCCGGCAGACGGUGUUCGUGCACCCCAGCUCCGGGAUGGAGCAGGUACUCCCGCGGUGGAUUGUGUACCACGAACUGGUGCAAACCUCGAAGGAAUACAUGCGGCAGGUGACGGAGCUCAAGCCGGAGUGGCUGCUGGAGAUCGCGCCGCACUACUACCAGUGCAAGGACAUCGACGAACACGAGCAGAAGAAGAAAUUAGCCAAGGGAACCACGUAGAAGCUGAGUUUGAAUCAGAAUGGCCUCUUCAGUGUGUAAAUUGUGAAAUCAUAAAUUGUACUCUUGUCAGGUUUCGUGGCAGCUGCUUUCUGUGAACAAGGAUAUCACACACCCAAACAGCUGCAACCGUCCAGAAAACAUUACUUCGAUUAAAACAUACAUGCAUUGUUUUUUUGCUGGAACAUUCAACAUAACCCAAAUCCAUUCAAAGGUAAAUCCGGCAAAAUAUGUAAAAUUUGAAACAUAACAUUCGAUAUACCAUUUUCAACUUUUCAUGAACUAAAUCCUA